GGGGACGAACUCCAUAGGCAUUAUCUGGUUCAUCCGCAGCUAUCUGUCUCGACCAGUGAAGGGGAAGAAGAGCAAGAAAUAUGGACGAUUAUACCAGAGAAAUGAUGGACCUCAAAACCCUCGUUACUCGAACCCUAGAAAAGAAAGGCGUCCUAGCUAAGAUCCGGGCUGAGCUCAGAGCAAGUGUGUUUGAGGCUAUCGAGGAGGAGGAUAGAGUGAUUGAAAACGAAGAGGGAUUGCCUCCUGCUCUAUUGGGUAGUUGCAAUGAUCGUGCUAAGCAACUUCACAAUUCACCUUCAGGGAGGCUACUAACUGCACUCAUAUGUGAAUAUUUGGACUGGGCACAACUAAACCAUACAUCAAAAGUUUACUUGCCCGAGUGUAAUUUGCCAAAGGAUUUCUGGAAAUCUGAGUUGAAAGAAUUCAGUAAUAAGAACGGGUAUGAUGUUAAUCGGAAUGGAGACAGCGGUCCUCUCCUUUUGGAUGUCCUUGAAGGAUUCUUGAAGUAUGAGAAUUUAUCUCAAGCAAGGAGUGGUGGAAGGAGACUACCCACACUAGAUGGCGAAGCAUUGCCCAGUUUAGAAACACGGAAUGUUAGGAGGCCUUCAUCUAUUGCCGGGGGCCUACCUCCAUUGGGAAGGCCAGUUCCUUCUUCUCAAGCAUCUGACAGGAGAGCAGGGUCGUCAUCAAUGUCGGGUUACAGCAGGAAAGAUGAAUACAAUUGGAGAUAUGACAGUGAUGAGGAUACAGAAGACGUCAUGCGUGCUUCAGCUGCCUUAGAAAACCUUCAACUAGAUAGAAAAGCUCGGAAUCUCACCAGCUCUUGGCGGCAUGCGGGGAAUGGUGUUUCGGAGUCUGAUGGAAGGAUGGAUUAGUAGAGAAGCCCCCUCCCCAGCUAAAACGGCUUUUAUAUCGUCUGUCUUUCCUCAGUUCUUCUUCAUUAUACUAAUUGUUAUGAAUGUGUGUGUUCCUGUGAUGUGUGAUUAGAUUAUGCUGUCUGUGUAUGGGUAUGA
Molecule: messenger RNA, 1013 nt
Organism: Cuscuta campestris
Lineage: Eukaryota; Viridiplantae; Streptophyta; Magnoliopsida; Solanales; Convolvulaceae
Source: the annotation of a GenBank genome assembly